CACCUUUGAACCUUUGCACACCUUUGGACUGACUCAUUGUAAACAUGACAUCCACCGCCUUCCAGCACCACCGCAAAUACCAGUCUACCUGUGGCAAAGGCCCAGCCUGGUGAUCUUUGAUCACUGUAUGUAAGCAGGAAGUGAAGGUAAUACUGUGCAGUAAGCUGUUUGAAGAAGACUCGUUUUCUUCUCUCUGGUGAAGAUCCUGCGGUGCAAUGUCACUAGAGCAAAGCUGACAGGUUUGUAGUGAAGCAUUUCUUUUACAUUUGCUGUCUUGGAACGCCACAAAAGAAAGAAGACUGAAGUUGGAAAAUGUUGGGAAACUCUCGUCCUUUCUCUUACUCACCAAGGGGGUUUUCACCGGAUGAGCUCCCUCAGUCCAGGUGGGCUUUCCAACAAGAUGACUACAGGGGGUCUUCACCUCAGAGCCCUCAGAGAAACUUGUCCAGACCAACAGGCAAAUCCAUAUACAUGCAGAGAAAGGAGUACUCGGAGGUGCUCAACAGGCAACCUGACAACCUUCAGGCCAGAGUGGAGCAUGUGCUUACCUGCGAGCUGGAUGGCCAGCAGCUGAUCACGGUGGAUGACUGCGUGGCCAAGGUCAAGAGGCUGGACGCCAAGGGUCGUCUGUGGCCUCAGGAGAUGAUCAUGGAGGUACAAGGAGGAUACCUGCUGCUCUGUGACACCGAGACCAAAGGAGAGUUAGAGGCUCUACCUCUGAUGAACAUCCAGCAGACCAAAGCUGUGUUGGACAGCUGCUCUUAUGAUGCUCUUCUGAUGGUGACUGCCAGGGAAGCCAGCAAACAUUUCCCACAGGUCUACAUCUUCCAGUGUGAGGAGACUGGGGCUGAGGUCCUCAAGAGUGACCUAGACAAGUUUGUCCAAAGAGGAGGUGGGCAAGUGGAAUCACGCAGAGACCAGACAGUCAUCAGGAGUAAUACUGUCGGGCCUCAAUCUCCUGGAGGUUUCCAGCAGGCUGUACCUCGUGCUGUGCAGAAAGACAGACCCUACCAAUCACCACUACCACCCCCAGAGCGUCCUCUACCACAGUGGACGGACAGAGAACCUGGGAGUUUCCAUCAGGCCGGGCCUCGUGUUGUGCAGCGCGAAAGAAACCUACUACCGCCAGAGCGCCCCCUCCCUCAGUGGACCUACAAAGAACCUGAAGACAUUCCCCCUCCUCGCUUUUACGCCCCCAAAGAGGAACCAAUGUACCAGCGUGAUCUCGGUGACUCCCACAGCAGUCUGGAUGUGUCCGAGCAGACAGAUGCUGACAGGAACACGGACAUUUUAAACCACGUUUUAGAUGACCUGGAGAUCUUCUUGGGGAAAGUGUUAGCUGCCACAAACGUGACUCUCCCACAGCAGGACGACAAGAGCAAAAAGAAAGGCGUGUUUAAGAAGAAAAACACCAAGAGCACAGCCGUCCGUCUGCCUCCUCCCCAGGAAUUUGUCUCUUGUCUUCAGAAAAUAAAGUAUGGAUUCAAUCUGUUGGGCCAGCUGGAUGGCUCGCUGGCCAACACCGGUGCUCCUGACUAUGUCCACAUCUUCUUUAACAGUUUAGCAACUAUUCUGCCUCACUUUCAUGCACACCUACCUCCCACUGUGGUCUCCCCGCUGCUGACGGAUGCGGCCCUGAGGCUGCUCAGGCAGGUGGUCAGCCCGGAGGAGGACCAGCUCUGGAGGUCUCUGGGAGACAGCUGGAACAUCCCCAGGUCUCGAUGGCCUGGCGAUGUCCCACCAUACAUACCGGAGUUCUAUGAUGGCUGGCAGCCACCUGCCCCACCCCACAAGCAUGCCCAUGUCCCACAUCAAAACAACCAAGUGAGCAGGAACAACAGCCAGCGUUACCCACCGGGACGACCCAUCGACCACAUGAAGGAAGGUCGUGACCUCAUGCGAGUCAUGUAUGACAUUGUGGCCCGAAACAACAGGGAGCUCACCGUUAUGAAGGGUGAAGUGGUGGAGGUGCUCUCUCCACAGGUGGUUCAGCGGUCUAAGCAAUGGUGGCUCGUGCGCAAUAAGCGUGGGGAGGAUGGCAACGUUCCUCAGAAUGUCCUGGAGUCCAUCAGGAGUGGCCUGCCAGUGGUGGAUAUGCGACCAUCUCGUGGCCCAGCAUCCCUAAACAUGGCCUCCUCGCCUGCAGAGGUCAGAGCAUGGUUGCAGUACAAAGGCUUUUCCAAAAUCACUGUUGCCAGCCUCGGGGUGUUGACAGGCAGAAUGCUCCUGCAGAUGGGCAAGGACGAGAUGAGAACUGUGUGUCCAGAGGAAGGGGGAAAGGUCUUCUUCCAGCUCCAGGCCAUUAAAUCAACCAUUGCACUGGCCAGUGAACCCUCAGGCCUGUAUGAUGGACGCUACUAAUGACCAGCCUUAAGUUCUUUCCUCUCGAUGUUCAGCCACUCAUCAGCCUUUAAUCUUUUUGUGGAGAAGCCCACUUUUAACAUGAUUUGUUUCACAAAUGCACACAACUAAUUAUGUUUAUUUAUAGAGCAUAACACAGAAUUAAUUCAUGUUAAAUGUGUAAAAUAGUCAAUGCAUGUUAAUAAAGUGUACUUGUUUGAUCUUAAACAUCAAUUGCAAAUACUGUAACUUAUUUCUUAUCUUAUUUUCAGUGAAAAUUUUUUUUCUGCAUUCCUUUAUAUACACACACACUUUUCAUUCUUGGGCAU
Dunckerocampus dactyliophorus (ringed pipefish) is the source of this 2669-nucleotide messenger RNA. It is a transcript of the gene eps8l3b, whose product is annotated as EPS8-like 3b. Lineage: Eukaryota; Metazoa; Chordata; Actinopteri; Syngnathiformes; Syngnathidae. The record is from RefSeq and is a predicted model, not a curated record. Bases 313 to 2361 code for a protein of 682 amino acids. The transcript is spliced from 19 exons. Gene Ontology annotation, cellular component: ruffle membrane; plasma membrane; vesicle. Gene Ontology annotation, biological process: regulation of Rho protein signal transduction; Rho protein signal transduction; positive regulation of ruffle assembly. Gene Ontology annotation, molecular function: actin binding.